Molecule: messenger RNA, 1740 nt
Organism: Lontra canadensis (Northern American river otter)
Lineage: Eukaryota; Metazoa; Chordata; Mammalia; Carnivora; Mustelidae
Gene: BDKRB1
Product: bradykinin receptor B1
Exons: 2
Coding region: 1-1209 (402 amino acids)
Biological process (GO): response to mechanical stimulus; inflammatory response; neutrophil chemotaxis
Cellular component (GO): membrane
Molecular function (GO): bradykinin receptor activity
Source: RefSeq, a predicted model, not a curated record
AUGCCAGGAGUCGGCAAACGUCUCCUCAAGGGGACCAGACAGCGAGUAUUCCCAGUUGUGGCAGCCACGCAGCCCUGUCACUGCCACACAAAAGCAGCCUUGGACAACACGCAAACGAGCAGGUCCCCGUGGAUGGCGUCCCGGAGCCUGCUGGAGUCCCUGUUGCUGAACCGGAGCCGGCUCUCGGCGCCCAGUGCCACGUCGUGCGACGGCGCGCGGGAAGCCUGGGCCCUGCUGUACGGCGUCCUCCCCCCGUUCAUCGUCAUCGUCUGCGUCUGCAGCCUGCUGGGGAACCUCUUCGUGCUGUCCGUCUUCCUCCUCCCGCGGCGGCGCCUGAGCGUGGCCGAGAUCUACCUGGCCAACCUGGCUGCCUCCGACCUGGUGUUCGUCCUGGGCCUGCCCUUCUGGGCGGACAACAUCGCGCACCACUUCCGCUGGCCCUUCGGAGGCCCCCUCUGCCGCCUGGUCAAUGGCGUCAUCAAGGCCAAUCUGUUCAUCAGCAUCUUCCUGGUGGUGGCCAUCAGCUGGGACCGCUACCGCGUGCUGGUGCACCCCAUGGCCAGCCGGUGGCGGCGGCAGCGGCGACGGGCCAAGGUCACCUGCCUGCUCAUCUGGGCGCUGGGCGGCCUCCUGAGCGCGCCCACCUUCCUGUUCCGCUCGGUCCAAGCCGUGCCCGAGCUGAACAACUCCCACGCCUGCGUGCUCCUGCCCCCCGGCGGGGCCUGGCACUGGGCGAGGAUGGUGGAGCUGAACGUGCUGGGCUUCCUGCUGCCGCUGGCCGCCAUCGUCUUCUUCAACGGCCACAUCCUGGCCUCCCUGCGCGGGCGGGCUGAGGUCCCGGGGACGCGCUGCGGGGGCCCCGCCGGCGGCAAGAGCACGGCCCUCAUCCUCACCCUGGUGGCCGCCUUCCUGGUCUGCUGGACCCCCUACCACUUCUUCGCCUUCCUGGAAUUCCUCUACCAGGUGCGGGCCGUCCGGGGCUGCUUCUGGGAGGAUUUCAUCGACCUGGGCCUGCAGUAUGCCAACUUCUUCGCCUUCACCAACAGCUGCCUCAACCCCGUCAUUUACGUCUUCGUAGGCCGGCUUUUCCGGACCAAGGUCUGGGAACUCUACCAGCAGUGUACCCCUCGGAGUCUUAGUCCGGGGUCCUUGCCCCACAGGACGGAUGUUCUCCAUUUCUGGCAGAAGAAAAACAGCAGGGAGCCAUGAAGCGUGGCUUCCUCUUCAGUAAUUUCGGACAUGAGAGAUGCUGUUGUCGUGGGCUCCGGAUGGAGCGCCCCCUGCCCCCUGGCGCCCCUGCAAAAAUGGGCAGGACCUCAUCCCUGGAAACUAUUGCGUGUUUUUCUCAUAGGAGGACUCUGCAGGUGUGAUUAAGGUAAGGGUCCCGAGAUGGGGAGAUGAUCCUGGAUUAUCUGAGUGGGUCCAGUGUCCCACAAAGUUCCUUAUAAAAGAGAAGUGGCCAUGUGAGCAUCUGAGAAGGCCAUGAGACCGCAGAAGCAGGAGGCUGGAGGGACCGCAGGAGCCCAGAGCCAGGGCCUGGCUGCUGGCACCCCUAAGGGCCGGAGAAGGGACAGAGACGGAUUCUCCCCUUAAGCCUCUGGAAGGAGUCGGCCCUGCAGACAUCCGGACUUGAGCCCACCGAGAUGGACCUCAGAGGUCUGGCCUCCAGAAAGAGAAGACAAUAAAGUCGUGCUGUUUCACAUCACCGAGUUUGUGCUAAUUUGUUCCAGCAGCCACAGG